GGGGAAGGGACAACUGGGAGUGGCAAUUGGAUCUUGUGACUAGCACUUCCUUCCUGCCGGGCUUCCUUUCUUCCUGGUUUUGGAGGUGGGAGGAGCAUUGGCUUCCCAGUCUGGAUUAGUUCUGCUGGAAGACACAGGCCCAACCUCUGAAGGAGUUAGAUGCAGAGUGAUAAAGCUGAGAGAUCUGAAAGAAAUUUUUGGUUCAGGGGAAAGAACAACUUUAUUUGGCUGCGGCUGGGCUUUGGAAUCUGACCUCCAUGACUUACUGCUCCGGUGACUGUCCAAUUCAUUCAGUCUCCACGGGUCUCAGUUUCUCCAACUGUAAAACAUGGUACCAUGUGGACAUGUAUUCUCAUGAGGAAGGCCUUCUUCAAUGCAAAUAUGCACCUGUUUCCAAGACUAGCAGGAGCUCCCACCUAUAGCCUGAAGUCUCAGAUGCAAAACAAGACAUCAUUCACAAAGAAGGUGCAGAUCCUGUGUUCCCCACCCCAAGUUAGGGGUAUUUCUGAUUUCAUACAAGAUGGCCCUCUUCCUUCUUCUGGUGCUAAAAGCAGAAAAUCCAAGAACAGCUGGUCCUUUCCUGUGCUAGAUGGGACUAUUAAGAUGGAGCAGAUGGACCGAACUGAAGCCAACCUGAGAAACAGUGAAGCUUGUAUUCAGAGAUAUUUAGAGUUGCUUGGAGAGUCCCACCAAAGAGAAGAAAGGGACAUCAUAAGACACACCCAACGCCACGGGAAGCUGCUGGUCCGUGAACGCCUGAGGCUGGUGUUGGAUGAUGAUGACUUCUUUGAGUUAUCCCCAUUGGCUGGUUAUGAUUUACCCUAUGGCACAAUCUCAAAUGCUGGCUGUCUCACUGGCAUUGGGAAAGUAUGUGGAAUUUGGUGCAUGUUCAUUGCCAAUGAUGCAACCGUGAAGGGAGGAACUAUGUACCCCAUCACAGUGAAGAAACACCUCCGCGCUCAAGCUAUAGCAACUAUGAACCGCCUGCCCACUGUGUAUUUGGUGGACAGUGGAGGAGCAUUUCUGCCCCUACAGGCAGAGAUUUUCCCAGAUUCUUGCCAUGGUGGAAGAAUAUUCUAUAACAUAGCAGUGAUGUCCUCGAUGAAGAUUCCUCAGGUGGCAGUGGUCUGUGGUUCUUGCAUCGCAGGAGCUACCUAUAUUCCCAGCAUAGCAGAUGAAUCAAUAAUUAUAGACAAAAUUGGCUCCAUGUUUAUUGCUGGACCUCCUUUGGUAAAAGCUGCUACGGGAGAAAACAUUUCUGUGGAAGAACUAGGAGGAGCCACUCUGCAUUCUCGAAUCAGUGGUGGGAUUGAUUAUAUUACAUCUACUGAGGAAGAAGCCUAUGAACGGACGAGGCAUAUUGUGAUGACCCUCAAAUGUGGAGAGCCCUCCAAAGAGCCUGUGGGGUAUGAUGACCCCUUAUACAGCCCAGAAGAGCUGAAGGCACUGGCUCCACAGAAUUAUGAAUGUGGCCUAGAUGUGAAACUGAUUCUGAGUCGUUUGAUUGAUGGGAGUCGAUUCCAGGAAUUCAAAGCUGAAUAUGGAACAACUCUGGUUACGGGCUUUGCUCACGUGAAAGGGCACCUCGUCGGCCUCGUGGCCAGCAAUGGGGAGUUAAGCUAUCAGGCGUCCCUCAAGGGCAGCCACUUUGUCCGUCUGUGCAGGCACCGGAACGUCCCCCUCCUGUUCCUGCUGAACACCGUCCCGCAGACGUCGGCGUGCACGAGCCCAGCCCAGGCAGAGGACCUUGGCAGGAGAUGCAAAGCCCAGGCCUGUAUGAUGGCCACCAUUGCUUGUGCAGAAGUCCCCAAGAUAACGCUGGUUAUCGGUGGCAAUUUUGGGAAUGACAGCUAUGCCAUGUGUGGGAGAUCAUUCGACCCUAAUUUCUUGUUCCUGUGGCCCAAUGCAAGAGUUGCUCUUGUGGACUACAGAUCUCUCACGACUGACUUCCUGGAAGGAGAUGAACACUUCUCUAUGGACAAAUCCACACGAAAGAAUCUGGGAAAAAACUCCGGGUUCCUAGCAGAGAGGCUGCCGCUUGGCCGGCGUGGUCCAAGGGCUGCUCCGACCGAGGGAGCUGUGUGUCAGCGGCCGCCUUCCUGCUCUCUUGCUCAGGCUGGAGAAGGAAAGCUCGGCCUUUUACUCGUCCGCCCGGCUGUGGGACGACGGCGUGAUCCUGCCCCAGCGCUCCAGAGAGGUGAGCUCCCGGCGCUCUGCCUGCUGGGGUCGGGGCGGCUCAGCGUCUGCGCUGAUGCUUGUGUGGAGGGACCAGAAGAAGUCAGGUCUCGGGUGUGCUUUUUCCGCGCCUUCCCUGGGAGGUCAGGAGCGCGCAUCCGCUUCAUCUGCCAGACAGUCGUUUAGAUGAAAGAGCUCCAACGGCCAACUCUGACUGACCUCCCUGGGGACUCUUCCUCCCCCAGUGGUUUAUGUGUAGACAGAACCAGAGUCGCCAAGCUCCUUUGGUCAUGUGGCGUGCAGUAGUGGAGAGAAAGAGGCUGCCAAUGAGAUCUGGGUUCAAAUCCUACCUGCGAUGCAUACUGGCUAUGUGGCUUGUAAACCUCAAAAUUCCUUAGACUUAUAAAUGUUGGAAAUUUCACCAUUGGGAUAUUUCAUACUUGGAAAAUUUCUUACUGAUAGUCUAUUGGAAUGGGAACUCCAUUGGCAUGGGAGGUUCCUUCUCUUCCCUUCUUAAGAGUACUUUAGGACAGAAACCCUUUGCUGAACAAUGGAAAGGACUUUGACCUAUGCUUAAGCAUAGAACAGGAAUUUCUUUGAGUCUUGAUUGAUUUAGAAUUGAUACAAUGGAGAUACUUGGAAUAAAUCUCCACCCUAUUCAGUCCUAAUAGGAUUGAGUAAGGGCUGCAGCCUAGAUCAAAAUUUAAUUAUUCCAAUCUCUACCAUACUCAAGUUAACAGGAUUUAGAAAGGGCUGUAACAAAAGAGUAAAGAUUUAAUCAUUUGAAAAUAUGACCUUCAACAGACAUGUGCAAAAGCCAGAAACCUCUGGGCGGUCCUGGGUUAAGGGAGAGCCUCCAUUGACAGGGAAAUUGAUGAAGAGUGAUUGGUAGAUGUGAGGACUGAGGGGAGGCAACUUGGAUGGUGUCCUUAAAGAUAGGAGGGUCUGGAGACUCGGGAGGGAGGAUUGAGUUUGGUCGGUGUGGUUCCUGGGCUCUCGGAGGAAGCUUGCUCUGAAGGAAGCUGAAGGUGGGGGCCUCUGAGACUGUUUCUCCAUUUUGGUCACGUGAGUAAUAGGGACUGAUCUCUUUUCUUUGCCCCAGCUAUCUAAGGGCUUGGGCCUUUUGGCCCAGCCUAAACAGAGGGGGUAUUUAAGCCCUAUUCCCUUCUCUCCCCUUUCUCUCUCUAUAUAUAUCUCUAAUUCCUUUCUUGCUCCUAUUGUAAUUAAACUCCAAAAAAGGCUGACGGCUGACUUGAGUUUUUCAUUUAGGAAUUACAUAGCUGAUUCCUUGGCGACCUUAAAUUAAUAUAUAUCAGUCUUUUAAAGUGAUUCCCUUGUAACAUUGUGGCUGACCACACGGGAGUCUAAAGAAUCCUCUCAAUAAAACUUUUUCCUUGCCUUUUUACUAUACUGUUUCACCACUUAGUUCUUUUUUUUUAACAAAAAAACUUGGCUUAAAGACACAGCUGCUAGAACACGUGAGUAUAAAAAACUUUUUCUCUUUUCUCCUUAAGUUAAAUUGGAAUCAGCAGUUUUUUCUUUUUCUUCCCUUUAAUCUUAAGGGACAGCUGGGUAGCUCAGCGGAUUGAGAGCCAUCCCUAGAGGCAGAAGGUCCUGGGUUCAAAUCGGACCUCAGAUACUUCCCAGCUGUGUGACUCUGAUAGACAGAAAACAGCUGUUUUUAAAUCUCAGCAACAGGACUCUAAAGUCCUGGCUGGAAGAACUGUUUCUAAAUAUCCUUUCCCUUAAGGAACAACUUCCUGCAUUAAAAAAAAAAAACCCUGUGGAAAGUUUGUUGCUUUGCCCUGCUCCCCACGUGUUUUGUGAAAUUACAAAAUAUACAUAUAAAAAUGAGUACUACAUUCUUUGACAAUUAUAUGGCAGCUGAAGAAUUAGGGGCAUUGAGGAAUGAAGGAUACCUCCAAAUUUUUAUAUUAAUAGGUACUGUCAUUUUUGUACUCCUCAAUACUAUAUUUAGAGAUGAAAAAAUAAAAAAUGUUGAGGAUAAAAUAGAAAAAAAUGAGGAUAAAAUAGAAAAUAUUGAGGAUAAAAUAGAAAAUAUUGAGGAUAAAAUAGAAAAAAUUGAGGAUACAAUAGAAAAAAUUGAGGAUACAAUAGAAAAAAUUGAGGAUAAAAUAGGAAAUAUUGAGAAUAAAAUAGAAAAACUUGAGGAUAAAAUAGGAAAUAUUGAGAAUAAAAUAGGAAAUAUUGAGGAUAAAAUGGGAGAUAUGGAAGAUAAAAUAGGAAAAAUUGAGGAUAAAAUGCAAGCCCAAUUAGAAGAUCUAAAAUGUUUCUUACAGGAUCAAUGGGAAAACACCCACUCUACCAGAAACAGACCUGUUUCUGAACCUUUGAAUGAGGAAAUUUCCUUCCCUGAAAUAGAGAUGGAAAACACCUUCCCUAUAGCUCAGUUAACAGACUGCUUCUCUCGUGCAGUGCAAAUCUUGUCUGAAUUUAAUCCCCAAAACCCUUCCCCUGCAAUCCCAGCUUCUCAUGUUCCUUCUCCUACAGAAAACCAAAUUCCAAUGCAAGGGAGAUCUUGUCCUCCUAGAGAAACCUGUCCUUGUCAAACUGACCCACAGGUGCAAAAUUCAACUAGAGGCCUGUUUCCUCUAAGAGAAGUACCUGAAAUAGGACGAAAUGGGGAUGUGGUGACUUUAAGACAUAGGAUACCGUUUACUCCCCAAGAAAUAAAUGAAUUUACACGAAAUAUCCCCACAUAUGAACAAGAUCCUUUUCUAGUAACAAAAAAGAUGGGAGACAUAUUUUUUCAAUAUAAUCCGUCUUACAAGGACGUUGAGAGCUUACUACAGGCUUUUUUAAGUGAACGUGAAAAAAAUAAAAUAAUUGCUCAUGUCAACAAAACCCGGGGGCGUAAUGCAGCACAUUGGCCAUCUCAGGAUCCCGAAUGGGACUAUAAUAAUCCUGAGGACUAUCUACAACUAUACCGUUGUAGAGAGGCCAUCCUCACGGCCAUGAAGGAAUGUGCGGACAGUACAGAUAAGUGGAUGGAACUGGAAAAAAUUAAGCAAAAGGAAAACGAAACACCCUCCAGAUUUAUGGACAGAAUUAUCGAGUUUGGGGACAGAUACUUAGAUUGGGACUUAAAUAAAGAGAAUAGUUUAAGACAAGUUAGAAGAAUAUUUGUAAAUAAUUCUUGCAAAGUAAUUAAAAAUUAUUUUAAAACACAAUGCCCAAGAUGGUCAGAUAUGGACCUUGAAGAAUUGCGAAAAACAGCUAUAUAUGUUUUUAAGGGAAA
Monodelphis domestica (gray short-tailed opossum) is the source of this 5434-nucleotide messenger RNA. Lineage: Eukaryota; Metazoa; Chordata; Mammalia; Didelphimorphia; Didelphidae. The record is from RefSeq and is a predicted model, not a curated record.